UUUACAUCACACUAAAAAAAAAAACUCGAUCGCGUCGGACGUGCCUGGGUCUCGUCGCGUAAUUUGUUUUUGUAGUGGAAUACAAAGAAAGCAGAGGGAUAAACAAAUCGUAACUGUCGCGGCAGUGCAUAAACGCAACGUAAAUACACUAGAGAAGUGCUCCAGCAGCCGCAGCCUGCCUUUCCUGUGUACCCUUGUAUAUACACACUGUAUGGGCGCGUCUCUUUUUGUUCCUUCGUGAGUGUGUGUGUAUGUCUGACGUCGCUGUGUCUCGUCUCUCGCCCUCUCGGCCAGCCAAAGCAGAUCACAAUCCGCGCGCCAGUUCGUUUAUUUAAUAGCAACCAUAGAUUGGCGACGAAACAAGGAAUACGCUGGCCAAAUAUUGAAACAAGUGUCGCCGAAUUGUGAUUUCUCGUCUUCCAACGCGUCGGGCAAAUUUUCACACGCAUACACAGCCAGCCACUACACACUCACACUGGCAAACGCGGAGGAGAACCGAAACGAGAUUUUGCAAGUCGCGUCCCAGUAUUGGUGUCCGCAGUGUGGCUGUGGUGGUGCAGUGCUUGUGCAACUACGAUACUCAAUUGUUUAUUGCUGGGCAUAGCUGGAAACCCAAGCCCAAACAGAGCCGCGGAGGAGAGUGCAGGCCAAAGCAAGGCAAAGCAACAAUAGUUAUGCGAGCUCAUUAAGGUGUCGCAGCGGCCUUUCCACCUGCCCCAGCGUUCGCGUUCGCGUCAGUGUCUGUGACUGCGACUGUGUGCACGAGUGAAUCGCAGUGAUAAUAAUAGGAAUUUCUUUUCGAGCUGUUUGUGAUUUCCAACGCGAAAGAAAAGCCACAAGUGAAAGCAGUAGCGAACCCUACUUAUCUGCGCUAAUUGCCACCGUCUCAGUCUCCGAUGCUGCCAGCAGCAGCUCAUCAAUAGUGGAUUACGUCGAUACUGGAUACCCGAGGACACUGUGAGCCACACGACAAUAACAGCAACUGAAUAUGAGGGCCACCACUUGCUCCGUGCCAAUGAGCACUGGCAACCGGCUGGAUAGCUGAGUAGCCGACUCCCAGCGAACAUGACUCUGAGCGAAACUCUUCACUCCAGAGCCCGUAGUCCGUAGCUACAAUGGAACAUCAAGCAAUUCCAAGGUUGUGCCACACAGACCAGCGUAUCUAGCCACUUAAGUCUUAAGUCUACUCGAGAAAAUAAGGAAGCCAGGAGGCCCUCCCAGCCGCACCUCAUCACAGCAAUCAACAUGAACUCCGUCAUAUCCGCAUUUAAGGGAAAGAAGAGCAGCUCGGCGAGCAGCAAUACGCCGAACGGGGCAGCCAACGGCGCUGUGUCCGGGGAGACCAAGCAGACCAACGCCGGAGGCCUGAGCAUCAGCAUAGCCAGUGUUGGCGGAGGCGUGGCCAAAAUGAAGCCGGUGGCCCAGAGCAGCGGCUACCAGUACCUGCGGCACAUACGCGAGAUUGAGACGGCCAACAAGUUGCUCUCGCCCGUCGUUGUGGUAGCGGAAGAUCGGCCGGCCAGUAAAGUGGGCUCAGGCCCGCCAGUGACAGCCGUAACCGUCGGAGUCGAUGUCGUAGACCACUGCUUGCCGCACCCAGUGCGAUUGUCCAGCACCGAGGCGCUCUCAGACUUUAAUAUGAACGGAAAGGCCAUGGCAACUGGCGAAAAUGCGAACCUCGAGGCGACGGAGUCCUGGAACUGCCCCCAGAUGCCGCCAGCUGCGACGACAGAUGACGAUGACCUGUCCGAGCACUCGGCAGCCGCCUGUACGAGCACCAGCAGCUCCAGCGAGCACAGCAACAGCACCGUGGUGCAUAGUCCAACGGUGGCAGAGUGCACCUCCGCCUCGGUAUCCGGAUCAGCGUCAACCUGCGCAUCGAUGAGCCAUCCCAGCCCAAGUUUGAGUCUGCACAGCUCCUCGUCCGUCACCUGCGGCAUGAGCAGUCCACACAGCCAGUCGUCGCUGGCCAUUACCUGCGAGCCGCAUUCAACCUCCACAACCACCCUGUCCUCGCUGGGAUCGGACGGAGGCAACGGAAAUGCUAACGGCAACUACAUACCCGCCUUCCUGAUGGCCGCCCCAGUCACGUUGCCCAUCGGUGGCCAAAUGCCCACAACGGUUCCGGGCGCCAGCUCUGCUGCCAGCACGCCAAAGCACACGCGGUACUCCAAGCCACGUCUCAGUCUGAGCCGCGUCUUCAACCACUCGAUGCCCUCGGUGCACGGCCGGCCCAAUCUCAGCGUAGCGCAAUCUGGGGACGGGACUCCAGCGACAGCCGCCGGAGGGGCUGCAAAUCCCCCGAAGCGCAUAUCCACGCACCAAAGAAACCUGAGUCUGGAUUUCAGAUCCAUGGGUAUACUGCUGCCGCCCGUCUCGCAGGUGACCAAUACGCGCAUCAAUCAUACUCAGCACCACCGGAACCGAAGCCUGGACAGCGCCCUGCAACGCAUCCCAGAGGUCGAAGUGUCAUCUCCAAAUGCCGAGAGCGAGAACACGUUCUGCUCCCCGUCCAUUCUCGGUGCGAAUAUGUGCUCGAAAAUUGCCACCACAGCAGCAAGUGUGACGGCAGCCCUUUCCCCACCAGCCCUACCAGCGCCGGCCUUGAUGUCCGUGGCCAGCUCGACGCCAGCGUCCACGCCCACGACUGCCACGAAGGGUCAUAUCCUGUCCUCGCAUCCAGUGGCGAAGCAGUCGGCUUGUAGGCCCAGUGCCGUUGUCGAGUCCUGUCCCACGCUGCGGAUGCGCCCCAAGUCCAGCGAGUCGGUGGCAGUCAAUGGACAGGAGAUUAUUGGUGGCAUCGUGAGCGGUUCCACUAACAGCGGUGGCGGCAGCAGCAGCAACAAUAGCUGCAGCAGCGCCGGCAGCAGCAAGAAGCGGGAGGAUCUCACCAGUCUCGGGUCGGACGACUCUGGCAUCAUCUGUGGCUCGGAGUCGGACCAAAUAUCCCUGAAUCGCAUAUGCCACUCACACGAAUCGCUCGACUCGGGCGAGAUGGAUGCGGAUGCCGACGCGGAUGCCGAUGCCGAAGAGUGCGUGGAUCUUAUGGAGACGACAUCCAUCGACGAGGAGUACAACGACCAUCUGUGCUUCUACUCAUCCCCAGCCGCCCAGGCUAGCUCCGCCCUGGACUGUGGCACCCUGCGACCCUCGCGCAAGGCAAAGCGACAGGCUCAUCCUCCCCAGGAGGGGCAGAGAGGAGGGGAUAACGACACUGAAGUCGAUGACAGGACCCGGUACCGCGUUAUGAACAUGUCCCAAGCAGCCAUCAAUGUGGAACUGGGUGCAGCUCCAAACGAAAUCGAACCGGUGGUGUACGACCAGGACAAAGAAGUCAGCCAGGAACAGGUUACGGACGCGGAGUCAUCCGUUGUCACAGCAGAAGUACCCACUCUUGCAGCGGCUACGCCUUCAGCCACCCCCACCCCGACUGCCACGCCCACGCCGACGGAGAGCACCAAGAACGACCAGGUGCUCUUCAAAAACUUCUUCGGAGCCACAAAGAAUGCCAUCUUCCGCACGGCCCAAAGCAUCAUCGAGAACCACGAGAAGAAGAACGCAGCCAAGCAAAAAGAGCAGCCGGAUCAAGCGUCUGUAGUGCCGCUUGCGAAUGGGCCCAGCUCUAGUAGCCCAUCGCCGCAGGACCAGGUCAAGUCGCCCACGGAUAUUUCCAAGAAAAAGGAAUUCUUCAGCCUGCUCACGUCGAAUUCUAGUAAAAAGGCAGCAGCCGCUGCAGCAGCGGCGGCUGCGAACUCAGCUGCCAACACACCCGUGGCCACGCCCACCGAGUCGGUGGACUCGAAGAGCCCACAGCUGGCGGACACAGCUGGUGAUGUGAAGGCCAACGAGCAUGUGCGCACGCUCAACCUGCGUCUUCCCGGAGCCGACAGCGAUGUCGCUGCCAGCGAGACAGCACUCUCCAAGUGUUCCUCCAUCAAUUCACUGCACAAGCUGAAGCUGCCGGUUCCCGGUGUCGUCAAGUACUUCAUCAGCGAGCGAACCUCGGACAUGCUUCAGAAGCCGGAGAAGGGCCAGAGCGGGCUGUUGCGGUUCUUCGAGUCGCCGGUGUUUAACAUACACUUUGCCGUGCACUACCUGUUCUACUCGAAGGAGCCGGGCGUGCUCAGCUUUAUUGGCAACAAGAUCUUCAGCUUUCCCGACCAGGAGGUCGACCUGUACAUACCGCAGCUGAUUGUCAUGUACAUCCAGAUGGACGAACUGGCCGAGGUGCUGGACCCGUACUUGACCAUCCGCUGCCGCAAGUCUGUGGACUUCUCGCUCAAGUGUCUGUGGCUCCUCGAGGCCUACAACUACCAAGUGGACUCGCUGGGUAACUCGCACAGCGGCUCCCGCAAGUCCAAGCUGGCGCUGAUGAAGGAGAUAUUUUCAAAAAGGGAGCAGAAGCAGGCCCAGAACGGCGGCGCAGAGCCGAAAUCGAUAGUGGCCUACGCCAAGAAGACGCACCACCGCUCCCAGUCCGACGCCACGGUGCUGCUAGCAGAAUCGCGCUCCCCGCACACCCUCAGUAUAUCUCACCGUAUGUACCAGCAGCCGCCGUACACUACUCAGACCCUGCCCACCACUCCCGCCAAGCUGUGUCUCGGGGAUCUGACCUCGGGCCACGCCUUCGACAACGGCUGCACCUGCUUCGAGACGGUGCGCGGCCAGGUGAAUGGUCUGCUCGGCCAGCGGACUCUUUGCAGCUGCGGCGCUCCGAAGACUGCGCCCCAGAAGGAGUUCAUGCGGGCGCUGAUGAACGUUGGCAAGAACCUCACUUCGCUGCCGUCCAAGGCGGAAAAGACCUCGGCACUGCGGAUGUUCCUCAACCUGAUCAACAAGAAUCUGCCCGCCAGAGUCUGGCUGCCGCUCUACUCGGACAUACCCCACCACGUCGUUCGCAUUACAGAGGAGAAGACCGCUGUGCUCAACUCGAAGGAUAAGACGCCUUACAUCAUCUACGUGGAGGUGGUGGAGGUCUCCGACAUCUACACGUCCCCGCUGAUACCCAAGAUGAUGCCGUCGCUGAGGCACACGAAGAGCGAGGAGCAUCUGGAAGGUUCCUGCCUCAACUCGCACCAGCACCUAAGCUGCAGCCGUACCUCCAGCUGCAGCAGCAGCCAGCAGGGCUCCAGUUGUCGGAGGAAACGAGCGGCGGCGGAAGGAGGCGACGCUGGCGGAUGUGGAGAUGCUGGAACACACAAUUGUUGUGUGCCUUCUUUAGGAGGGCUUCAGCUCCAUGAGGAUGAUGUGUGGUCGCAGGAGGAUGACGAAAUAACGGCGCAGUACCUAAACAUGCGCAAGCUGAGCGAGCGGGACACCAUCUCGCAAAUGUCGCUGGACUCGUGCGAUUCGCGGGACCAAGGACCACCGGUUGUCUUCAACAUUGGUGAUGUGCGUUCACGACACUGCAGCAACCUGAGCUGCGAGAACACCAAGUCGUUCAGCAACGAUCCCGAAGAUCCCUCGGCAGCAGCCCUAAAGGAGCCUUGGCACGAAAAGGAGAAGCUCAUUCGGGAGUCCUCGCCCUACGGUCAUCUAUCGAACUGGCGGCUGCUGUCGGCCAUCGUCAAGUGCGGCGAUGAUCUGCGCCAGGAACUAAUGGCCACCCAGUUGCUGCAGAUGUUCAAGAUCAUUUGGCAGGAGGAGCAAGUGGACCUCUGGGUGCGACCCUACAAGAUCGUCUGUCUGUCGAACGACAGUGGACUCAUUGAGCCCAUCCUCAACACGGUGUCCUUGCAUCAAAUCAAGAAGAACUCCAACAAGUCCCUGAGGGAUUACUUCAUCGACGAGUACGGCACACCAACGGGCGAGACUUUCCGCCGGGCGCAAAAGAACUUUGUUCAGAGCUGUGCCGCCUACUGCCUCAUUUCGUAUUUGCUGCAAGUCAAGGAUAGGCAUAAUGGCAAUAUACUCUUCCAUUCGGACGGGCACAUCAUACACAUUGACUUUGGCUUCAUCCUGAGCAUAUCGCCAAAGAAUCUGGGUUUCGAGCAGUCGCCGUUUAAGCUCACCCCGGAGUUCGUCGAAGUCAUGGGAGGCACCAGCUCGGAGCACUGGCGGGAGUUCAACAGGCUCUUGCUGGUCGGCAUGAUGUCUGCCCGAAAGCAUAUGGAUCGUAUAAUCAACUUUGUGGAGAUCAUGCGCAGCAAUGCUCAUUUGCCGUGCUUUAAGAAUGGAUGCUCCGGAACCGUGCAGAAUCUCCGCAAACGCUUUCAUAUGAAUUUAACCGAGCAGGAAAUGGAACGAAAGGUGGAGCAGCUGGUGCAGGACUCCCUGAAGAGUCUGUCGACGAAACUGUACGAUGGUUACCAGUACUACACGAAUGGCAUAUUGUGAGAGCGGUUUUUUAUGAAGAUCUAAAAGGGUGUAAUAAGCAGAUGCUGGUAGCCAAAACUAAGGACUGACUUUUUUCUAAAGGAAUUAUUGUAUAUUAUAUAUAAUAUUUGUGUAAUUAUCAGCGACAAACAAACAAAAAAAAAAAAAAAUACUAAAAAAACAAAAAGAAUGAAAUUGUACCAAACCCAAAUCUGUUAUCGUAGCUUAAAUCGUUCGUUGUAUGCGUUUGCAUUGUUGAAUUAGCGUAAAGUGUAUGUUGUCUAGAUUCUAAGGAGCAAUCUGUAAAUGUUUUGCAUAUAAUUUUAGACUGUCUGAGUGAGAGAACCGCGAGUGUCGUCGGUCUGUUAUUCCAUUUCGAACUUCAUCAUCUGCUUGUAAAUACGAUUUCCAAGAACCAGGCCUACAUUUUGAUAAUUCUUUCGGUUGCUACGCUUGGCACUUGGCUAUUAAAUUAAAUAUCCCCAUCUAAAUUUUAUACUCUGGCGCUUUGUAAUUUAACCAUUCAGUCUACUAAUAAUUACAGCAUCUAAUUCCACUAUUUAGCCGUAAGCAUAGGGUUAAGCGUUGCUGCAGCUUACAUUUUUAUUACAGCAAUAUAAUCGUUAAGCAGAUCCCUUUGAUUCAACAAAUUUACGUCUUUUUAACCAGAUUAUGCCGCGAGAGUACAUACAAAAGCAUACACGAAACGUUCAAAUCGCCGUCAAAUUCAUUUGUAUUUGCCUAUCUAACUAUCUAUCUAUUAUAUAGUAAACUAAACCUAAUAAUUUUCCAACUUAAUAUACUUAUACUUGUAAGCUAUGGCAGUGGAGGAGGGAGGCGGAGCAAAUCAAAGCAUACGAAACAGUACUAAAACAGAUAAACAAAUAGCUAGGCACUGAAAGUGAACAAUUUCAAGUUUGUAAAAAGGAUCGAAGGAGGACUACCUUGCAUAUAGUACGUGUAAGUUAGGCUGCACUCAAACAUUAGCUACAAGUAUUUCAAAAUGUAAAUGCAUAUUUCUACACACUUUAUUAAGUAAACAUAAAAUAAAUAAAAAGAGCAUAUUGAUAUACAACCAAAAA
Drosophila kikkawai is the source of this 7397-nucleotide messenger RNA. It is a transcript of the gene fwd, whose product is annotated as phosphatidylinositol 4-kinase beta fwd. Gene Ontology annotation, cellular component: cytoplasm; membrane. Lineage: Eukaryota; Metazoa; Arthropoda; Insecta; Diptera; Drosophilidae. Gene Ontology annotation, molecular function: 1-phosphatidylinositol 4-kinase activity. The record is from RefSeq and is a predicted model, not a curated record. Gene Ontology annotation, biological process: phosphatidylinositol phosphate biosynthetic process; phosphatidylinositol-mediated signaling.